UGUUUCUACUGUUUACCCCGCCGCCAUCUUUUUUCUGUUGUGACGCAGAAAUAUGACGUAUUCGCAGCCCACAGCUGCUCAGAGUGCGUCCCUAUUCAUUGCAGACACUGUGAAACAUGGAGAUUCAGCCUGGGAGGACAGAAACUGUGAAGGAGGAAGGAGAGCAGGAGGAUGGAGUGACUGCACGACGACGAUGGGAAGCAGGGAUGAAGAGGAAACAUGAGGAAGAGGAGAACGACAAGGAGACCUCAACAACAAAGAAUCGGGUGAUUGAUCACAGUGUGAAAGUAGCAAGCCACUACAACCGUCUGCAGGAAGUUGGUCUGGCUGCUCGAAGUCGAAGCAGAAUCUUCUUCAUGAGUUCAUUUAAAAACUAUAUUUAUUGGCUGUUUGUUUGAUUGACAGGAGAGAUCCUAGAACAGGUGAGGGAGGGUGGUUCUCCACAGAUAUCAGUGUUGGACCUAGGCUGCGGGAAAGGAGGAGACUUGCUGAAGUGGAGGAGAGGGGGGAUCAGUCACCUGGUCUGUGCAGAUAUAGCAGGAGUGUCGGUGGAACAGUGUCAGAGUCGUUACGAAGAGAUGAAGAAGAAAAGUCACAUGACCGAGAAAAUCUUCAGUGCUCAGUUUAUCACCGCAGACUGUACCAAGGAGGUGUUGUCAGAGAAGCUGGAUGACCCAGAACUGAUGUUUGACAUCUGCAGCUGUCAGUUUGUGUAUCAUUACUCAUUUGAGAGUGAACAGAAGGCUAACAUGAUGCUGAGAAAUGCCUGCGAACGUCUGAAACCUGGAGGUUUCUUUAUCGGAACAACGCCAGAUGCCUUUGAACUUGUGAAACGUUUGGAGGCAUCAGGCUCUCUGUCGUUUGGUAACGAAGUUUUUAAAGUGUCCUUUCAGUCCAAAGGUUCAUAUUCGCUGUUUGGAUGUCAGUAUCACUUUAGCCUUGAGGAUGUCGUCAAUGUUCCAGAGUUCCUUGUCUACUUCCCUCUUUUGGAACACAUGGCGAAACAUUACAACAUGCGUCUGGUGCUGAAGCAGAGGUUUUCUGAGUACUUUAUGGAGAAAGUGAAGAAGGAGCAUCAUCGCAGCCUUAUGAUGAAGAUGAUGGCUCUGGAGCCUUUUCCCUGUGAGGAGGGAGGACAACAAGCUACAGACAGUAGAAGCGAGUACUGCCAUGCUAAAGAGCACUGUGGCGGAACUGGGAUUAAGCUGCCACUGGGCACUCUAAGCAGAUCUGAGUGGGAAGCAGCCAGUAUCUACCUGGUAUUUGUCUUUCAGAAAAUGUCCUGAUGCUGACAAGAAACUCAUCUUUUGCUUGUGAAGUCACCUACUGCUCCUCAGCUCAUGUUUUCCAUCUAUUGUUUAUGUAAUGUUUUUUGACCAGUUUUUGAUAAAAUGUAAAGUGUUGGAUUUCUUUUGGAAAAGAAUGAAACCUAAUUUAAAUUCA
Monopterus albus (swamp eel) is the source of this 1443-nucleotide messenger RNA. It is a transcript of the gene rnmt, whose product is annotated as RNA (guanine-7-) methyltransferase. The transcript has 11 exons. Lineage: Eukaryota; Metazoa; Chordata; Actinopteri; Synbranchiformes; Synbranchidae. Gene Ontology annotation, cellular component: nucleus. Gene Ontology annotation, biological process: 7-methylguanosine mRNA capping. Gene Ontology annotation, molecular function: mRNA 5'-cap (guanine-N7-)-methyltransferase activity. The record is from RefSeq and is a predicted model, not a curated record.